AGUCAGCUUAUUGGUUACUGUCUGGAGGGACAAAAAUCAACCUGGAAGCUUCACAAACAGUCAUGCUCGUGUCUUUCCUUUCCAAACAUACAAACGUCUUGUGAUUGAUUACUUCUUAUUAAGUUACCUAAGUAUGUUAUCGUGUUAAACCAGCAUUUUCGUCAGUGCAUUUCUGCAACUAGCAAGGAUACACUACUUCCUCGAAGACGAAGGCGAUGGUACUUGUGCAGUGGAUUUCGUCAACUGCAAGUACAAUUGUCUUCAUAUCCGUUGGCCUUCUGCUUGUUGAAGCUAAACAGCCCCCGCACAUAGUGUUUAUUCUUGCAGACGAUUUCGGUUGGAAUGAUGUUGGUUAUCACGGAUCUGAGAUCAAAACGCCGAACCUGGACAAACUUUCCGCAAAAGGCGUCAGAUUAGAAAAUUACUACGUUCAACCGAUAUGUACCCCCUCUAGGAAUCAACUCAUGACCGGCCGCUAUCAGAUUCACACGGGCAUGCAGCAUGAGAUCAUCUGGCCUUGCCAGCCCUACUGUGUGCCCCUGGCAGAGAAGCUGUUGCCUCAGCUGAUGAGAGAAGCUGGUUAUGCCACGCACAUGGUGGGAAAGUGGCACCUUGGCAUGUACAAGAAGGACUGCCUACCCACGCGCAGGGGGUUCGAUUCUUAUUUUGGCUACCUGACAGGAAGUGAGGACUACUUCAGCCACCAGCGUUGUAGCCCCGUCCCCCCUCACAACGAGACGCGCUGCGCCCUCGACCUGAGAGACGGGGAGGAGGUUGCCACGGGAUACACGGGCACAUACUCGACGCAGCUGUUCACCGACAGGGUCGCCAGCAUCAUCGCUAAACAAGACCCCUACAAGCCUCUCUUCCUCUACGUGGCUCUGCAGGCCGUCCAUGCUCCUCUGCAAGUGCCAGAGCACUACAUCGCCCCCUACAGCUUCAUAAAAGACCAUCACCGUCGAGUGUACGCAGGCAUGGUGUCGGCCAUGGAUGAGGCAGUGGGAAACAUCAGUCUGGCUCUGCAGGAGAGAGGCCUGUGGAGUAACACAGUGCUGGUCUUCUCGACAGAUAAUGGAGGUCAGACUCUCACAGGGGGCAGCAACUGGCCUCUGAGAGGCAGGAAGUGCACGUUGUGGGAGGGCGGAGUCAGGGGCGUGGCCUUCGUGACCAGCCCACUUCUGAAGAAGCCCGGGACCGUCAGCCGAGAGCUGGUGCACAUUUCUGAUUGGCUGCCCACGCUCGUGAGCCUGGCGGGGGGGACGACCAAUGGCACGAAGCCGCUGGACGGGUUUGACGUGUGGAAUACUGUCAGCAAAGGCUUUGCGUCACCCAGAGUGGAGCUGCUCCACAACAUAGACCCUCUCUACGUCGACAUGGCCCCAUGUCCUGGCGUUGCGUCCCGGUUGACCUUGGCUCGGGGUUCUGGUCCGGAGCCGUGGUCUAACUCGGGCUUCAACGUGUCCAUUCACUCUGCCCUCCGCUUCAUGAAAUGGAAGCUGUUGACUGGGUAUCCAGGUUGUGACGUGUGGUUCCCCCGGCCGGGGCAGGAGGGUUCGGAGAGGAGCGGCCUGAAGGACGCUCCGCUGAAGCCUGUCAUGCUGUUCAACCUGGAGGACGACCCUGAGGAGAGGCUUGACGUGUCGGAGCAGCACCCAGACGUGGUGGAGCAGCUCCUCAGAAGACUGAGUCACUACCAGAGCUCAGCCAAGCCAAUCAUCUACCCCGAUGACGACCCCAGAUGUGACCCUGGUACUGGAGCCUGGGGACCCUGGGCCUAGAGGAUGUGGAUGUGGAUGAGGAUGUGGAUGAGGAUGAGGAUGAAGAUGUGGAUGAAGAUGUGGAUGAGGAUGUGGAU
Hypomesus transpacificus is the source of this 1855-nucleotide messenger RNA. It is a transcript of the gene arsb, whose product is annotated as arylsulfatase B. NCBI's taxonomy places the organism in Eukaryota, Metazoa, Chordata, Actinopteri, Osmeriformes, Osmeridae. The transcript has 8 exons. Bases 216 to 1778 code for a protein of 520 amino acids. The record is from RefSeq and is a predicted model, not a curated record.